AUCAUUCAUCUCUCAUUUUUCUCCUUGCUUUGUUUCCAUAAGAUCGUACAACCUAUCGUGAGCUCUGCUACACCUUGCUACAUUUCAAACAACAUCGCAGUAUCCAACCUAUUUGAAUCGACAGCAUAAUGGUCGCGAUUAAUGCUGUUCGGGCUUCGAAUGUCGCAUUUAAAGCUGCAGGCACUCCAGGUAUGGUUGCCGUGUUUGCGGGUGCAACAUCAGGUAUUGGUAUGGGUACAUUAAAAGCAUUCAUCAAGUACGCAAAUGCUCCCAAGGCGUACAUCAUUGGACGAUCCGAAUCAGCUGCAGGGCGUCUACUCAAAGACCUGAAACUUUCAAAUCCAUCAGCAACACUGAACUUCCUCGAAGGCGAGAUCUCUUUAAUCAAGGAAGUGGAUAGACUUUGCGAUGAAAUUAAGAGGAAAGAAGAAAAGGUCGAUGUCGUAUUCUUAAGCGCAGGCUAUCUGUCCUUCGAUGGUCGGAAUGAAUCAUCUGAAGGGAUUGACAUCCCUCAAUCCCUCCGUUACUAUUCUCGUCUCCGUUUCGCCUACAACUUGAUUCCUCUUCUGCAAACCGCUCCCAAUCCCCGAGUUAUUUCAAUCUUAGCGGGGGGGCAAGAGAAAUCAAUUGAUCUUGACGAUCUCGAAGUAAGGCGAGAUUUCACUAUGAUUAAAGCUGCUGGUAGUGGAACAACUCAAACAACUCUAGCUUUCGAAGAACUGGCGAAGUCUAACUCUCGCAUAACUUUCAUUCACAAGUAUCCGGGAUUUGUGGAUACUGGGGCUGUUGGUAGAUUGAUGUCUUCUACCACGGGUUUUUAUGCCAUUCCAUCAACUCUCUUUAGAUGGGUAAUGUUACCUUUUCUCAACUUAUUUGCAAUGAGUGUGGAGGAAGCGGGAGAGAGGGGAUUAUUUUUGGCAACUAGUGCGAAGUACCCACCUGCCGAAAUAAGAGGGGGGGCUAGUCCGGGCGUAGAGCUACCUGUGGGUGUAGAAAUUUCAAGGAGUUCCGUGGUUGGUGAAAAUGGAAGUUCAAAUGGAGUUUACAGACUCAAGGCAGAUGAUGAGAGUGCACCUGAUGGUGACAUCUUACCGGACUAUAGGAAGAUCAUUGCAGAAAGAGUUGUCUGGGAGAGCACAAUGCGUGUCUGGGAGAGAGCUUUGGAGAAGGCAUGAUGACUCCAGAAAAGGUUGGACUGACAAGCAUGGAUCUGUGGACAAUCCAUCGUUAUGAUGUAAUUAAACAUUUUUUUGAUUGAAUUUUAUCAGCAAGUCAAUGAAUCUUCCAUAAGACA
Messenger RNA from Botrytis sinoallii, 1294 nucleotides. RefSeq lists its product as uncharacterized. Lineage: Eukaryota; Fungi; Ascomycota; Leotiomycetes; Helotiales; Sclerotiniaceae. Gene Ontology annotation, biological process: secondary metabolic process. The transcript is spliced from 2 exons. Bases 129 to 1175 code for a protein of 348 amino acids. The record is from RefSeq and is a predicted model, not a curated record.